This is a messenger RNA of Mytilus trossulus (common blue mussel), 1975 nucleotides long. RefSeq lists its product as uncharacterized. The transcript has 2 exons. NCBI's taxonomy places the organism in Eukaryota, Metazoa, Mollusca, Bivalvia, Mytilida, Mytilidae. Gene Ontology annotation, molecular function: zinc ion binding; protein binding. Bases 45 to 1721 code for a protein of 558 amino acids. The record is from RefSeq and is a predicted model, not a curated record.
UGACAAAUUACAUACCUUUACUCAUUGUUUACUGAUUUGACAGAAUGUCGAGUAAAUUGACUGUAUGUGGAGUAUGCAAAUACCGCAACAUCAACAAACCUUCUGUAGUCUGGUGUUCAGAAUGCGACGAAGGACUUUGUGAGGCGUGUAAAGAGCAUCAUGCAGCUUCAAGGGCGACCAGGGAACAUAGUAUUGUUCGAACAUCCGAGUACCAGAAGCUUCCUUCCAAAAUAUUGGAUAUUACUCAAUCUUGUCCAAAGCACAAUGAAAAGUACGUUAUAUUUUGUAAGAAACACGAUUGUCCGUGCUGUAGACGAUGUGUUGUUGAAACGCAUGACGAUUGCAAAGAGUUGAACGCUAUUGAUGACGUCAUUCGAAAUGUUAAAUCAUCAAGCGCAUUCUUGGAAAUGGAACACAUGCUUGCGGAACUUUCAGAAAAUUUACAGACAAUAAGAAAAGAUCGGCAAAACAAUAUUAAAAGUCUGAAGGAGAACAAGACAAAAAUAGAAAAGGAGAUUCAGCAGACACGAGUUUUGAUUAACAAUCAUCUGGAUAAACUGCAGGAAAGUCUGAUGAAAGAGUUGUAUGCCGCUGAGGAAAAGGAAAACAAGAAAAUAAGCCGUUUAUUAUCAUCCAUUCAAGAGAAAGAACGGGAGAUAAUAGAAUGCCAGACCAAUUUAGAUAAUAUAAAACAACAUGCCUCAGACCUGCAGACGUUCUUGGCUAUGAAACACAUUCAACAAGAUGUAACGAACAACGAAAAGUUCAUAGAAACUAUACUGGAAGAAGACAUUAUGAACCAAGUUAGUAUUUCUUUUGAAAGAGAAAAAUCGUUGGAAACUCUACCUUCUGAUCUAAACACGAUGGGAACCAUUAUAUGGGAUACUAGAUCAUGUGAUAUAACACUAACAAACCGAAAGAACCGACAAUCACAGAUAAUGGUACCCAUCACACAUGUUUCUUCUAUUAAUGAUCUAAAACUAAUUUUAAUACAGACCAUGAAAACAAAGGGAACAGAUAUCACUGAUUGCUCCUUACUUCCUGAUGGCAGAAUGAUAUAUUCCGACUACAGUGGCCAAAUAAAUGUGGUGAAAACCGAUGGAUCGUUUGAUUUUACAUUAACGACAGGAUCGAUCACAUCUCAUAUAAACUUCAUAGAGAAGAGUCAAAAACUUGUUGUAACAUCUGGCAUGGACCAGUCUAUCACGAUGAUCGAUAUGAAAAACAGAACUGAGAAAUUGAUUAAAGUCGGGUCGUGGACUUAUGGAAUAGUUCACAGAGAUGGAAAAUUGUUCUAUAAUGCAUUUUCUGGUGGAUUAUGCGCUGUAAGUUUAAAUGACGACUCAGUGACACAGCUUGUAAAAGCUGCCUUGACUCCAAAUAGCAGCAUUGCAAUAUGGUCAGAUCAUCUUUAUUAUAUAAUAGGUGAAUCAGUAACAUGCUGCGACCUUCGAGGGAAAUUCAAAUGGAAUUUAGAACUUUCAGCAUUUCUUCAAGGUGCACGGGGUAUAACAGUAGACAACUACGGACGCGUUUACGUAUCAGGUUUUGUGUCUCACAAUGUCGUUGUCAUUUCACCAGAUGGAAACACACACAAAUUGUUGCUGUCAGAGGAAGAUAGUCUUCAAGGGCCACAAUGUUUGUUCUUUGAUAAAAACAAUAAUAAACUACUAAUUUUUAACACAAGCAGCUUAGCUUUUCUUUAUGAUGUUUUAAAUUGAUGAAUUGAUUCAAUAUACUCUUAUUAAAGGAACUUUAAAAAGCUUUUGAAAAAAUAAUUAAAAAAUAUAUUUGUUUUACAUGUGUUCACCUAUGUUUUAUUUUAGUUCGUUUAUUUUAGAUUCAAGUAAACUGUUUCGUAUUUGGUAUUACGAAAUAGAUAAAUUCAGCCUUUCGUCCUGGAUGUAUUUUGUGUACUUAACGCUCUUGGGUCAUAGUGUAUUGAUAUACAUGUACAUCCAUGUAAAAUGAAGAC